GCCUCGGCGCCCCGCCCCCCGGCCUCCGAUUGGUCCCUUCGAAAGCGGCGGCGGCGACGGGCCGAGGCGGCGGUUGGGGGCCGGGCGGCGGCCGGGCGGCGCUGUGGCCGCGGGGGCGGAGGUGAGCGUCCCUGCCCGGCGCCCCUGCCCCACAGCCUCUCAGCCUCAGCCGGCGGGUCCGGUUCGCGCCGCGAGCCACCUGACGGGACCGCCGCCGGGAGUCCAGGUGACGCAGGGCCCGCCCUCGGGCAACAGGAAAGACAUUUCAUUUCUAUACAGAUGACCAUGCAGCCUGCAAUUCAAGUAUGGUUUGGAGAAGAUCUGCCACUAAGUCCACGGAGCCCUCUGACCCCCAGACACGGGCCGGGCUUGGCGGAUGUCUGUCAGUAUGACGAGUGGAUAGCUGUGAGGCAUGAGGCCACGCUUCUGCCCAUGCAGGAAGAUCUUUCAAUCUGGUUAUCAGGCUUACUAGGUAUUGAAGUUAAGGCAGAAAGAUUGUUGGCAGAACUUGAUAAUGGAGUGCUGUUAUGCCAGCUGGUGAAUGUCCUUCAAAGCAUGGUGAAGACGUGUGACUCUGAAGAGCCAGGGAAUUUUCCAAUGAGAAGAGUUCCCUGUAAGAAAGAUGCCGCGUCGGGCUCAUUCUUUGCCAGAGACAACACAGCAAACUUUCUUCACUGGUGCAGGGCCAUUGGGGUGGAGGAGACCUACCUCUUUGAGUCUGAAGGCUUAGUUUUGCACAAAGACCCAAGACAGGUGUAUCUUUGUCUUCUUGAAAUUGGUCGAAUUGUGUCAAGAUACGGAGUUGAGCCACCUGUAUUAAUAAAACUUGAGAAAGAAAUUGAGUUAGAAGAAACCUUGCUUAACACUUCUGGACUUGAAGAUUCCAGCAGCAUCCCAAAAUCAUGCUGUCAGCAUGAAGAACUAGAUGAAGCUGUUAAGCAUAUUGCUGAAGACCCUCCUUGCAGUUGUUCUCAUCGGUUUUCCAUUGAGUACUUAUCUGAGGGAAGGUACCGACUGGGGGAUAAGAUACUCUUCAUAAGGAUGCUCCAUGGAAAACAUGUCAUGGUUCGUGUUGGUGGCGGCUGGGAUACUCUACAAGGAUUUCUGCUUAAAUAUGACCCUUGCCGGAUUUUACAGUUUGCUACACUGGAACAAAAAAUCCUAGCAUUUCAAAAAGGCAUUUCUAGCGAGAGUGUCCCUGAUUCUCCCACUAGAACACCUCAGCCUCCUGAAAUGAAUCCUCUGUCAGCAGUCCACAUGCUUCAGAAGCAGCCACCCAGGCCUGGCACCCCAAUCGGCAUCUUAAAGAGGAAAGAAAAGCAGGUGAGUCCUGCAGGCUGGCGGCUGCCUACAUCUGCUUGUCAAGGAGUCACUCCUCGCUCCGUGUCAGCCCGCUCUAAGUUGCCGGCCUCCUCGUCAGCGUCUUCUCGUCAUACACACACUCCUUCCAGAAGCUUAAGGGAGAAGCCACAGGCUCCUUCAAAUGGUGCGUCCCCCCAACUUGUUUCUUUAGAUCGGAUAGGGAAAAGCACUGCUUCACCAGCUUUGUCCAGAAGGGCGCCGUAUGUCUCUGCAUCCUUGAGAAAAUGUGCCGUAUCUCCCAGUGCUCCCACCAACAAGUGUAUCACCUCACAGAAUGCACGGGGUGUGCCUGUGUCUGGGAAGACAGUCUCUUCCACAUCAGCACACAUCAGUUUAUCAUCAAAGUCUCCAAAGCUGCCCAAAGCAGCUACACACACACGGCCUCAACCUUCCCCUCCUGUCCAGUCUCCUGCAAAGGUGACAAAAUCCAGCGUCAGGAGCACUGCAGCAGGCCCAGCAUCACAGUCUCAGCCGUCUGGUAGAGCCCUGCGAGCAGAGGCCACACCGCUGCAGAAGUGUAAGUCAGCCUUGCCCCUGAACCAGCCAUUCUCUGCAGUGAAAGCUGCACAGGAGUCAGAAGGCAAGAACAUGGUUUCAGCUGCCCAACAGCAGUCUCCAGGCCGGAGCACAGCCAAGAAGACAGGGCCCGCCUCCUCAAGGCCUCCUGGACGCACCCCCCUGUCUGUCAUGAGUCUGCCCCAGUCUUCUUCCAAAACACAAGCUGCACUGAAGGCAGCACCCACUGCCACCAAGGGCCCCUGUGCGUCUAGAGGACCUCCCCAAAGUGCCAGAGCCCCCGCUCCAGCCAGGAAGCCACCCUCCUCUGGGAAGGGAGUGGGCAGUGAUGACAAAAAGCCUACUGCAAAGAAAAAAGAUGACGAUGACCGUUAUUUUGUUAUGACUGGAAGUAAGAAACCUAGAAAAUAAAUGUUAACUGUCAUUUUAAGGACAUAGAGAAAGGAAGAGUGAAUGGGCUGACUUCACACCUUACAGCCUUUUCCUGCGUGUGUGUCCAGGUAGAUGUACAUACCAAGAUGGGACAUGGAGGUUGGGGCAAGGAGAGGUCUCGUCAGAAAUGUGCCUGUCGGGAGUCGGGCAAGGACCUGGGUAAGGAUCCUGGUUCGAGCCCCGGCUCCCCACCUGCAGGGGUGUCACUUCUCAAGUGGUGAAGCAGGUCUGCAGAUGUUUAUCUUUCUUUCCUCCUGUCUGUCUUCUCCUCCUCUCUCCAUUUCUCUCUGUCCUGUCCAACAAUGACGACAUCAGUAACAACGACAAUAAUAACACUACAAAGGCUAUACCUAUAGUCGCUGCAUUUUAAAAUAUAUGUUAAUCAAGGAAGCUAUUUGCAUGUUAAUGUGACAGUGGUGCCCGCACUAUAAUCAUGUCCUUUAGUGACAGAGAAGCAGUCAUGGCACUGGCCUUUCAAAGGCACCUAACUACCUUCCUGACCAGGACUGCCUGAUGUAGCCAUGGGAGUUUGUGUGGCUGCCACUCUGGUUUUGGUGGGACUCUUAUUGAAACACCGUGUGUUGUCCUGUCAGGUCAUGCCAUGCCAUGUCACGUUUUAGACAGAGGCAGAGAGAGAGAAGCCAACAGCACCAAAGUUCCCUUGUGUGUGGGAAGGCUGGGCUCCAGCCUGAGUUGUGCAUGUUAGCAAAGCAACGCACUAUCCCAGUGAGCUAUUUUGCUGGCCUACUUAAAACUGUUUUAACCUUUCUAAAGCAAAAGGUGCCGAUUUUUUAACCAGAUUAUAUCACCAGUGUAAUAUUUUGUUACUGACAUAUUUUGGCAAAAAAUAAGAUAAUUAAUACAUUGAAGUAUAAGAUGAAAUUUGGUUUAAAAUGAUUUUCUUAUAUUACUUAUAAGAAUUUAUACUCUGUAUUUUACAUGGAUGUUGUGCAAUGUGACCGGGAAAACCAGUAUAGGAGCCUUUAGCCCUAAAUUUUUUAAUAACACAGCUUUAUAUUGGCACGCAGAUUUAAAUAAUGUGUGUUAACAUCAGGGUAUUUUUAAGUAAUCUUAUGAUAAGGUAAUAUCAAAGAACUUUUAGAGUGGUGCUAUAUAAAAAUUCUAUCAUGUCAUUUUUCUUUAGGUAGCAAAAUACCAAUUUUAGAUUCUUCCAGUUUUAUUAAUUUUCUUUAAUAAUGUUCUGCUGCCUUCAGUUUUCCAAUGACAAGUGGACAGUAUUCAUCUAGCUUUUUCUGUCCUGUAAGUAUCAUUUAAUAACUGUUUAUACUUUGUUUUUUAAAGACUGUGCCUAUUUAAAAUUAUUAAUGUACUUUCAGAGGUUUUCAGGAUAUGUAAUAACUUCGUAGUGUUAUUAUCACUGGUCACUAAUUAAAUGUUGAGGUGUGUGUUUUUCUAUUUUAAACUAAAGUAUUUUCUAAAGAAGAAUUUUUUACAGAUGUAUAAUCUUAGAAUAAGCAUCUUAAGUUAAUGACUAAUAUCUAUCGGUUAUAAAGCAAGAAAACUUUAUAUGUAGCUUGAGAAAUUCUUGUCUGAGGAAUACAGUUAAAAUCAAAUCUAUAUGCUUCCUAGGUUUUGGAACAACUGAUAAAGCAAUCUCCUUUAAGAUAGGCAUCAAAUGCUUGGUUUUGUCUUUCUGUCUGUCUAUCUGAUGUUGAGAAAGGUGAUACUACAUCAUUGAAAAGUGAAGUGACUUCAGGGAUACUGGAAGCAUUACAUUUGUAGUAAUCAGGUAUAUGAAUGCAGUUUUCAAAGAAGGCUUUUACCACAAGAAGUUUACCCCCUUGUAAGGUCAAACAGUACUUCCCUAUCAGUAAUUUUUAGAACUAAUAGAAAAAAAGUGAAUCCAAAUUGAUUUUAAAAUAUGUGAACAGUAACUUUUAUAUUGAGAGCAAUAAGGAAUUCUGCAGUUCUGUAGGCAUCUGGAAUAGAUUUCAAGAAUUAAAAAAAUUGGAAGUUAAUAUAUAAAGUAAUCUAUCCAUCACUAGGUACUUUCUUCAUUUACAUUUAUGUUUAAUAAAUGUUUACUUAUGUAUAGCCUACCCUUUCAAAAUAAAGUUCUUGUUUAAAUGGUGACUCAAAGAAACUUUAUUGAAAUAUAUUUUGAAGUGCUUUUAAGGACUAGUAUUUCUAAUCAUUUUUAUAAUUUAAAUAAAACUUUUACAUUGUUAAGGUUGAUAAUAGUACAAGAUUUUCAUGUAUUAAGUAUUAAACACUGAACAUAUAUACCAAAUUCUCUAUUUGCUUCUUUGUGUAUUCCAGAUAUGUUCUAGUUCAUGCAAGAAAUUUCCUAUAUGAAACAUUCAUACUUUGAGAAUGGUAUUUUUUGCAUACUUAUAUUUGUAGAACUUAUUCCACUGCUAGUGAUCAGUAACAGUGCUUGUUGAUGUUUAUUUUAUUUUAUUUUUUUUUUACCAGAGUACUGAUCAGCUCUGGCUUAUGGUGGCCUGGGACCUUAGAGUCUGUUUGCGUAACCAUCAUGCUGUCUGCUGCCAUUCCCUUGUUGAUGUUUAUUAACAGUAUUUGUCCCCCAAGUGGCUGUUUCUGAUGCAACUUUGUCCUGGACUCAUAUUUAAUAAUCUCUAAGAUUAUGAAAAUAUCCAUCAGUUGUUAAAACAGAAUUCUGUAGGUCAUGCAGUACUCUUUACACAGAAAGGUAAGAUUUUUCUGUUUCUAUAAUGGGUUUAAUUUUACAUUUCAAUGGUAAGAAUAUUUUUAAAAUAUAUAGUUUUCCCCAUACUCAUUAUCAGACAGCUAUAAAAGCUAUCAAUUAAAUAUGUAUUUGUUGGUAUGCUUCUAAAUUCUGCUUCUAAGACUCCUUCUGUUGCAUUGCUUGAGAUGUGGUCUGUUUACAUCAUCACUGUUUUACCUGGGUCCCGCCCUGCCUGCAGGGUGUUGGUUUAAUCCCCACUGGUUAGAUGGAAGCUUUCUAUGUUCUGUUCGUGCUUUUUUUUGCUCCACCCCCUCUCCUUGUCAUUUCCUUUCCCUUGUCACUUCCGGUGAAGAGAUGCAUAAAAGGCGAUGUAUCUGAUUAAUAAACAAGAUACUGCUUCCCAGCUCAGCCAUGAGUCCCUAGUCGUCUCUCUACUGCCCGUGAAGCUAGCCCAGCCUGGCAUAUAUUCUUUAUGAUGCUUAUAAAUCCCAGAAAAAAAACACCAUCUUGAUAUAAAGCUCAUUCUGCAAGCCAGUUGUGAAUGUAAAAAUUUUAAACUUAAAUUCAUUUUGUGAAACUUGGGAGAAUGCUAGAUAAACAUUUCCCAGUAAAAUUGAAAAUAUUAAGUCACUAUCUGUUUAAAAUACUUUGCUAUAAUUAUACUAAUUUUCUUGUAGAAAAACACAAUCAAACUUUAUGUCUGAUUUUAAUUUUUGCAAAGAUUUCUCUUUGAGAACAUCACUUGCUGCAUAUCACUAGUGUUGGCAUAACUGUGUCACCAUUAAAAUGAUGUAAAUGCUAAUUUAUAUUAAAAUAAGUCUGUAUAGUGA
Molecule: messenger RNA, 5811 nt
Organism: Erinaceus europaeus (western European hedgehog)
Lineage: Eukaryota; Metazoa; Chordata; Mammalia; Eulipotyphla; Erinaceidae
Gene: GAS2L3
Product: growth arrest specific 2 like 3
Exons: 9
Coding region: 280-2289 (669 amino acids)
Biological process (GO): actin crosslink formation
Cellular component (GO): actin filament
Molecular function (GO): actin filament binding; microtubule binding; cytoskeletal adaptor activity
Source: RefSeq, a predicted model, not a curated record